This is a messenger RNA of Eucalyptus grandis, 1731 nucleotides long. RefSeq names its product G-type lectin S-receptor-like serine/threonine-protein kinase LECRK1. Gene Ontology annotation, biological process: protein phosphorylation; recognition of pollen. NCBI's taxonomy places the organism in Eukaryota, Viridiplantae, Streptophyta, Magnoliopsida, Myrtales, Myrtaceae. Gene Ontology annotation, molecular function: protein kinase activity; ATP binding. The record is from RefSeq and is a predicted model, not a curated record. The transcript has a single exon. Bases 1 to 1731 code for a protein of 576 amino acids.
AUGGCUGUCGGUGCCCAACAAAUGACCUCUAAUACCUCCCCCGAAAGUAUACCUCUUGGUUCUUCACUUUCUCCGGGAACUAACCAGACUUCAUGGCUUUCGCCUUCUGGUCUCUUUGCCUUUGGGUUUUAUCCGGAAGGCGGCAAAUAUGCUGUGGGAAUCUGGCUUGUUGGUAAUCCAAAUAAAACUGUCAUUUGGACAGCGAAUCGACAUGAUCCUCUUGUCGAUUCUAAUUCUUCUAUUGUUUUCACCCCCUAUGCACUCGUUGUUCAAACCGAUCAGGGAGGACAACCCAACCCGAUCAUUUCAUGGCAAAAGCAGGCAGACUCAGCCUCGAUGCUUGAUUCUGGUAAUUUUGUCAUUUACAAAUUCCUGUAUGAUCCGUCUAAUGUAAAUUGGCAAAGCUUUGAUUUCCCAACGGACACCCUUGUAGUUGAUCAACAUCUGUUAAAUUAUAAGGAAUUGGUUUCAAGCAAAUCCCCGGUAGACCACUCGAGUGGGCGAUUUCAUGUUGUAAUGCAGGAUGAUGGCAACCUCGUUGCAUACGGCAUUAAUUCCUUUUAUGCUAAUACCGAUGCAUAUUGGGCCACCAAUACCCAGGGAGAAAGCAAUGACACAUACACAUUGGUCCAGGAUAGAGUAGCCUUGUUCUUCGAGGAUGGGCAUGUAACGCUCCGAGCUAACAACUCAGAUCCAGAUCAGAAGAGCAUUCUACUAACGCUGGAUUAUGAUGGAAAUUUUAGGCUCUAUUUGCACAGUUUCAUUAAUGGUGAUGCCUCGAACUCAAAUGUGUCGGUAAGAUGGUCAGCACAGAAUUCCUCAUGUGAUAUAAAAGGUUUUUGCGGAUUAAACAGCUUCUGCAAAGUCACAGACGAAAAGGCAGGGUGUGAUUGCUUCCCAGGGUUUGAUUUUGUUGAUGAAAGUCAUGAUUUCCUCGGCUGUUACAGGAGGUCUAACUAUGAACAACACUGCAGGGCUGAAGAGUCUGCCUUGUCUUUUAUUAUUGUCCAUAUGAGAAGUACUACGAUACGGGGCUAUCCUUAUUCUGUGAUACCACUUUCCCUUGAAGAAUGCAGCAGGUCUUGCUUGGACGACUGCCAUUGUGAAGCUGCUUUGCACGUCAAUGAUAUCUGUGAGAAAAACAAGCGUCCCAUCAUGUAUGCAGCUAAAACUCCAGAUAAUUCUUCCACAGUUUUGAUCAAGAAAUUAAUGCCUGCCCCUCCUGGAAAACCAGAGGGGCCCAAUCAACAUGUGACCAAGAGAAAGAAGAUGCUUAUUUUGCUCUUAUCAAUCAGCUUGGGUUCCUUUGCAGUUCUGUGUUGCCUGAUAGCAGUCUUCAGCUUCUUGAUGUAUCAUCACCAAGUUCAUAAGUAUGAAAGGCUGGCAAAAGUUCCUACUUUGGGUCCAGCGCAAGAGUUUAGUCUGCAAUCUUUUUCAUAUAACGAGCUUGAGAAAGCCACUGGUGGGUUCAGGGAAAAGCUUCACAAGGGCUCUCUAUGGACGGUGUACAAAGGGGCUAUAUCUGAUGGUAAAAGGCCUGUAGCAGUGAAGAAGCUAGAAAGAGAAGUGGAAGAAGGAGAACAGGAGUUUCGAGCAGAAAUGGCUACAGUUGGACGUACUCAUCACAAAAACUUAGUUCGGCUGCUCGGGUUUUGCAAGGAAAACUCUAGGAAAAUUCUUGUCUAUGAAUACCUGAAAAUGGACCCUGGCGAAUCUUCUGUUCAAUGUUGA